Phytophthora sojae is the source of this 3079-nucleotide messenger RNA. RefSeq lists its product as hypothetical. Lineage: Eukaryota; Oomycota; Peronosporomycetes; Peronosporales; Peronosporaceae. The transcript has a single exon. The coding region runs from base 1381 to 2535 and encodes 384 amino acids. The record is from RefSeq and is a predicted model, not a curated record. Gene Ontology annotation, cellular component: proteasome regulatory particle, lid subcomplex; cytoplasm; nuclear proteasome complex.
ACACGCACCUGGUCAACUGCACCAUGAACCACGAGAACCUGGACGCCGCCAACACGGAGCACAAGAUGAAGGUCCAGUGGACCAAGUGCACGUCGGCGCUGUGCCACCCCAAGGGCAACAACCAGACCGAGCUCGACGAGCAGGGCAAGCCGCGCGUCUGCCCCGUGCAGGUGCGCAUGUCCACCUGCCAGCUCACGUUCGCCGGCAUCAUCUGUCAGGCCUACCAGCACCUGAGCGAGGAGCACGACUCUGCCGAGCCGCUGCAGACGUCCGUGACCGAGGAGAUGAAGACGUACAUUAUCCGCAUGCUGCACGAGAACCCGGAGGUCAAGCCCAUGGCCAUCUACAAGGGGCUCACGGCGCUGCACGAGCAGGGCGCGUUCGGCGCCGACCUCAUGCCCACCAAGAUCCAGCUGCGCAACGCGCUCACAUAUUUAAGAAGCCGCAAGCUCAAGCUGUCCGGCGGUGGUGGUGGUGGUGGCGGCGGUAGUUCUACUGAAGGCACACCCCGGAAGCGGAGAUAUGACUCGUUCUCGGACGGCAGCGAGUCCCCGCCGCUCGAGGAGCACCGCCAGCCCGAGUAUUGAUCGAAACCGUGACCAGUUUUACCCCCAUUCAACGUGAUCCCGAGGCGCCCACCACGCGGUGGCCGUUACCAGGGACUCCGGGAGCAGAUCUCCUGACCUAUCUAUCGCAUCAGCCCCGCCACUUCGCAGUCCGACCUCUUGGAGAACGAACUCACGUAGGCCGUAGGUCGAGGCAAUUCAGCGCAGCGCAACCCUCCGCUGCCGGAUACUAUACAAUAGACGACAACAUUCGCCACAGCUAGACAGCUGAUACAGAGCCGUUUUCCACUUUAGCUCACCCAUUGCGUUUGUACCAGACGCGCGCCACUAAUGCCUGCCUGCCUACACGAUGGAGCUUCUAGGUGCUAGUGUCUUAGGAUGCAUUUCUCCGCCACUCGCAUUGUUGUCGCAUUGAGUAUUGUUGCAACUGCACACGCACCAUCGCGCGCUCCGGCCCUUCGCAGGAGACCGAAACGCUGCAAGUCCAGUGGAAAAUUCCGUGGUCAGCCAGGGAUAAGACGACAUCAACUCCAACCAUUGCUGAUUGCUGUCUUCUCCAGAGCAAUCGCACGCUUUAGAGUCAAGUCGAGUGAGUGCACCACAUUCUGUAUGCAACGUCGUUCGUCCACUUCAACUAUCUCGGCAAAAGUUGAACUCGGCUAAGUGCGAUUUGGUCCAACAUAUUUCGUCUAGACAUACGUAUUCCAGUAGACUAAAAGUACUGACAAUGGAUUUCAGUAAGUAAGUCGGGCAGCUCCCCCUGGCAAAAGAUUUCCCGAGCCUAAAAGCUACUUCACCUCACAAGGACAGACCCAUGAGCAGCGCGGAGGAGAUCGGCAAGAAGGCGGACCUGGGCCCCGAGUACCAGCGCGUGCUGCCGCAGGCGCAGGCCGUGGCGGCCAGCGGCGAGGUGGAGCGCGCGUGCGAGAUGCUGCUGGCGCUGGAGAAGCAGGCGCGGCUGGCCAACGACGUGGCCACGCUCAAGGAGGCGGUGGGCGCUAUCCUGACGCUCUGCGCGCAGCACAAGCGCUGGGAGCUGCUCAAGGACCACGUGGCGCUGCUGGCCAAGCGCCGCGCGCAGAAGUCGGGCGCCAUCACGGUCGUGGUGCAGCGCGCCAUGGAGUUCCUGGCCGAGACUCCCAGCGACGCCGUCAAGAUGGAGCUCAUCAACGCGCUGCGCACCGUGGCCGAGGGCAAGAUCUUCCUGGAGAAGGAGCGCGCCACGCUCACGCAGAUGCUGUCGCGCAUGAAGGAGGCGCGCGGCGAGAUCGACGAGGCCGCCACGAUCCUGCAGGAGGUGCACGUCGAGACGUACGGCGCCAUGACCAAGCUGGAGAAGACCGAGUACAUCCUGGAGCAGGUGCGCCUCACGCUGGCCAAGAAGGACUACGUGCGCGCCAACAUUUUGGCCAAGAAGAUCCUGCGCCGCACGCUCGAGGAGAAGGACUUCCAGGAGUGCAAGCUCAAGUUCUACCACCUCAUGAUCGAGUACGACACGCACGAGAACAACACGCUCGAGCUGUGCCGCCACUGGAUGGCCAUCUUCAACACGGACAUGGUCAAGGACAAGGACGACAUGUGGAAGAAGGCGCUCGAGCACGCCACCAUCUUCGUCGUGCUCUCGGCCUACUCGAACCUGCAGAACGACCUGCUGCACAAGCUCGCCAGCGAGAAGCUCGCCGAGAAGGUGCCGGACUUCGCCGCCGUGCUCAAGAAGUUCACCACCAAGGAGAUCAUCGCCUUCCCCAUGGAGCAGGACGCUGUGCUCAAGCAGCACCCAAUCUUCAACCACGCCGAGCGCGGCGCUGAGUGGUGGAAGACCCUGCACAACCGCGUCGUCGAGCACAACAUCCGCGUCGUGGCCGAGCACUACGAUCGCAUUCGUCUGCCCCACCUGGCCAAGAUGAUCGGACUCUCGGAAGACGUACGUGAGCAGCUCUAUAUAGAUGUGGUUGAUGGAGCUAACUGACAGUGACGCUUGUGUGUUGAUAUGACAGCUGACGGAGAGCAGCAUCUCGACGCUGGUGAGCGACGGCUCCAUCUUCGCCAAGAUCGACCGCCCUGCCAAGCUCGUGUCCUUCCACAGACCACUCUCGCCGGAGGAGCAGCUUUCCAACUGGUCGGGUACGUCCGCCCGCUGUCGCUUAUAUUUUGUUAAUCUCCGGCGAAGUUCUAACCUCUUCGCCUGUGUGUGUUAUUACAGCGGAUAUUUCUCAGUUGCUGCGUCUGGUGGAGACCACGUGCCACUUAGUCAACAAAGAGAACAUGAUCCACAAGAUCUAAGCUCGCUGGCAGCAACAGCCCGUUCGCGCAGUCUGCAGCAGCAGCGCGCCCAGCGAGCAUUUUGCCUAGCAAAUUCUAAACUCAAAGACAGAAAACAGAACCGAAUGCAGCGGCAGCGUAUGCAAGCUGCUCGUGGCUCGUGCCGUACCCUUGUAUGUAUGUCUCCGCGCAUAUAUUCUCGCCAUCACAACCAAAACCGUGUCAGCGAAGUCCUAUCACUACUCGUCCUC